Papaver somniferum (opium poppy) is the source of this 1991-nucleotide messenger RNA. RefSeq names its product GDSL esterase/lipase At5g03610-like. The coding region runs from base 583 to 1776 and encodes 397 amino acids. NCBI's taxonomy places the organism in Eukaryota, Viridiplantae, Streptophyta, Magnoliopsida, Ranunculales, Papaveraceae. The transcript has 4 exons. Gene Ontology annotation, molecular function: hydrolase activity, acting on ester bonds. The record is from RefSeq and is a predicted model, not a curated record.
AUUUAGUGUAUAGUUACAUGAUGUCUAAAAGGGUUACCAGAAUUAACAGUGGGGAUACCGUUUCAGAUUAGACAAAAAAAAAUUAAAUCCAAUCUUACCCAUGGGAUCACUCAAACAGUGCCCCUACUAAUCGUUGGUAACCCCUUUAGCAAUCAUAUAACAGUUGGUGGAAAGCAGCAGAAAAAAAUUGAUUUUUAUUAAGAAUGUACUAAACCUGCUCAUUUUCUUCGUCUUCUAUCAAUUCCAGUCUUCUUCUUUUUUCCUGAUUUCUGAUUCUUUCACUUGUUGGUAUUGGCAGUAGGUUUUGACCUUUCUUAGUUUCUUUUUUUCAAGAUCUUUUCCCUUCUCAUCUUCUUUCGUCUUUCAAGAUUCUAACUUUGAAUCAUAUGAAAUUGCAAUCUCAAAACAAAAAACACUCUGUUUACUAAACUCUUUCUCCGUCUGAUCUUGCUAUAUGAUCUUAAAGGCAGAAAUCCCCUGAGUUGAGGUGAAAUUGAUACGUUUGCAGUUGAAGCUGAGAUUAAACGAUCGCUGAUUACUAAUUUAUCUGAUGCUUUGGAUUGGAAGCGCAGCCAGGAAGAGAUGUUGAUUAGGAUUGUUCCCAAAGCAGAUAUGGUUAACAAUUUGGGUAUGGCUAUCGAUCACAAGAAUUUCACUUUUAUUUUCUCAGUGCUAGUUCUUUUCUUCUUCUUAUUCGGCUUAACGGUUUCUGUUACUGAUCAACAAGUAGUAGUACAAAAUCAUGGUUCCGAAGGUCAUUCUCCCUCGAAGUUGUUUCUAUUCGGGGAUUCUUAUCUUGAUACAGGAAAUAACAACUUUACUGUUAGAUGCUGGAAGUUCCCUUAUGGUAUGGCAGUCCCCGGUGUCCCGACUGGUCGUUAUUCCGAUGGACUUAUCUUCACUGAUUUUCUCGCGUCGUUUAUGGGAAUUGACACUCCACUGCCUUACACAAAAUGGAACAAUUUAAGCAAGAGAAGGGUUACGAAUGGGAUGAACUUCGCCCAUGGUGGUACCGGUGUUUUUGACACAUGGAUGAAGGAAGGAAACAUGACCACACAAAUGAAUGCUUUUAAACAGUAUAUCGCUGACGGAGUAUACAACAAAAGCGACCUUAACGAGUCCAUAGCUGUUGUUUCUAACGCUGGUAAUGACUACACACAGUACUAUGCAGUAGACAAUGGCACCCAUGAGGGAUACCGAGCGUUUGUUGCGAAAGUCAUAGAUCAAUUGGAGUUGAAUCUAAGAGAAAUUAGAAAGACAGGAGUGAAGAAAGUAGUUAUGCUGACCAUGCAACCGCUGGGAUGUCUACCUAAUGAGGCAAGAACUCUAUCCUACAAAAAGUGCGACAAACAUUUAAACGGUGACACCAGUUUUCACAACACGUUGCUGGAAAAAAUCGUUCAGAGGCUCAACAGUGAAACAACUGAUUCUCCAUUCCAUAUUCUCGAUCUCUAUAGUGCUUUUAUGUCUGUAAUCAAUAAACAGGCAGGAGAAGGUACAAGCUCCGAGUUUGUGAAGCCAUUGUUGAAGCCAUGUUGUACACCUACAGCCCUCAAUGCUCUGUGUGGAAGUGUUGAUGCCAAUGGGGUGAAACAAUACACGUUAUGCGCCAACCCAAAUGACAACUUAUUUUGGGAUUUAUAUCACCCUACACAGUCUGGUUGGCACACAAUCUCCUCAGCUUUGAAGCCUUCUUUUGACGAGUUAAUGCAAUGCAACAUCUUCUCACGACGUCCCUCUGCAUCUGCAUCUUUUGGGUCAGGAAAUAAGUAUUAGUGUGACAGAUUUUUCGGUCAUAUAUAUUUUUGGUCACAAUGCAUAUUUUUGGUCAGUUAGGGUCGGCCACUUAAGUCACGUUGUAAAUAAUAUUCUGGUGUCCAGUACACACUACACAGUCUGGUUCUGGUUGGCACCCAAUCUCCUCAGCUUUGAAACCUAAUAUCGAAUGAUUAAUGUCAUAAGACCAGUUAAAUUUUGCGUUUUUCUUAGUA